CGUAAACUGUAACAGCCAUUGUAAAAUGGGACAGAUGAAAUAAUAGAGGAUUAAAUAGGAAAACCUCCCUGUUAUAAAAGAUCAAUUAUAUAAAAUUUACUCUAAACAAAAUUUUGGGAGUACAAUAUUGUCUAGAAAGAAACGAUGUAGUUUUUGACUACCCUCAUGGUGGGAACGUUUAAAACCCCAACGGCUAGUUCCCAUCCGACCGUGUACACACUUUUACAGUCCACACUACAUAAACGGAGCCUUCCAUUUUCAGACAGAUAAGAAGAGAACCCGUUUUUUCGUCCUUUCACAUAAUUAAACCAAAGCCAAGAACAAAAAAAACAAAGAUUCAUUGAUUGAUUAGCAGAAUGGUGUCCUCAUCAUCAUCAUCAUACUACGGCACCACCAUCCACGAAUCCAUCGCCUCCUUAUGCAAGAACAUCCUCCAGCCUUUCUCCUCCUUCAAGAAGCCGCGGCUGCCUGCGAUCGCGGCGGCCGAGCAGCGGCUGUCGAAGCAGCAGUCGGACAACCUCAAAUGGCAGCAGGACUCCUUCCACCAAAUCCUGAACUUGAUGGGGCUCAGCAAGGAGGGAAUUCUGGCCGAGUCUGAGGUCUCCGCUUUCCGCUCACACCUCCUCGACACCCUCACCGCUUCUCCUCCCGAUCUCGAGCACUCCUCCAUUUUAAGAGACAAGCUCAUCUUCUUACAGGAGUUAUUCUAUGCGAAAUGCAUAUCGGAGGAGGAGUAUCAUUGGUCAAAGAGGCCUCUGUUGCAAAGGCUAGCAGUUCAAGGGGGUGAGAUUGAGGCAAGAAAUGUGAUUUUAAGAUCAAAGAAAGAUAGUAUUCCAGAUGAGGAGUGGUCUGUUAUAGACUUGACCCCUAAUAAGAAGCAAACUAGAGGUGAAAAGACGAUGAUGAAAGAAGAAACAAAUGAUCCCAACCCUCUUUCCCAUUCUAUGGAAAAUCCAUUUUGGAGCGAAACAAAGUCGAUCCUUAUGGAAGACAGCUCCUCGGCCCCGGUGCCCUUUGUGAAGAAGAAGAAGGAGGCCGAGAAAGCAGCGAAGAAGAAACAAUGGGCGGGGGGGUUUGAUGGUUUCAAGAAGUGGAAGAAAACAGAUCCCUCGGAGGACGAAACGGUUCCCUUGUCAAUGGCUGAGAAAUCAGAUAGGAAGCCGAUCAAGAGGAAAGCCACUCCUGAUUUCUAUGUCAAUAAGGUUUUGGGGGAGAAUAUAAAGAAGGAAUUGUCGCGAAUCCAGACAAAACUGAGUGAAAAGAAUCCUUGUGUUCAAUUCACGGAUGAUCAAAUUGAAGCAAUUUCAACGACGCUCCCAGUUGACAAAGCUGACCUGAAAAUGUUCUUCCCCAAGGAGUGGUGCGAUCGGUAUGGGGAUGAAAUCUUGGGGGUGGUGAGUAGAGAAAUCGAGAAGCAUGUGGCAGAGAUGGGAGCAUAUGCGCAAAAAGAGAAGCACAAAAGCGACUCCAAGAAAUGGGAAACCUUAAAAGAGGACGACGAAGACGAUGAAAAUGAAGAGAAUUGUCACCCAAAUAUGUUUGGUAGUAGUGAUGGCAUGAUGUAUACUAGCAGCAGCAGUGGCAUUGAUAAAGGAGGGUUCAAGUAUAACCCCUUCUUUGAUGUGUUAUAAUAAGCUCCAUCAAAUGUAAUGUCACCCCAUGAACAAACCAGAACCCUUUUCUGGCCCCCUCUUCUUUUUUCUAUAUUGAAUAUAUAAGCUGUUUUGAA
Molecule: messenger RNA, 1729 nt
Organism: Cuscuta campestris
Lineage: Eukaryota; Viridiplantae; Streptophyta; Magnoliopsida; Solanales; Convolvulaceae
Source: the annotation of a GenBank genome assembly